Molecule: messenger RNA, 889 nt
Organism: Dermatophagoides pteronyssinus (European house dust mite)
Lineage: Eukaryota; Metazoa; Arthropoda; Arachnida; Sarcoptiformes; Pyroglyphidae
Gene: eIF3k
Product: eukaryotic translation initiation factor 3 subunit k
Biological process (GO): regulation of translational initiation
Cellular component (GO): cytoplasm; eukaryotic translation initiation factor 3 complex
Molecular function (GO): translation initiation factor activity; ribosome binding
Source: RefSeq, a predicted model, not a curated record
UGGCCGAGUGAUUUUUUUGUUCCUUUGUGCAUUUAAUUCUUUACUCGCAUUGAUCGAUUGAAAAUAUUUAAUUGUCAUCAAAAAUUGGAAGAAUUUUUUUUUGCAAAAAUGGUUGGUGAAUCGAAAAAAGAUAAAAUUCGUGAUAUGCUCAAAGGUAUUGAACUUUAUAAUCCAAACAAUCUAACAAUAUUGUUACAAUAUUUGGAUGAACAAUGUGCCGAUAAUCAUUAUGAUUUGGAAGCUAAUCUGACCAUUCUUCGUUUGUAUCAAUUUCGAAUGAACACUGAAUUUGGUGAAGAAGAAUUGGAUAAAGAUGCUAUUAAAAAAGUUAUUAUUAAAAUUUUAUUGAAAGCAUUGACUGCAUUACCGAAUACGGAUUUUAUUCUUUGUAAAAGUUUAAUUCAUCCAAGUUUGUUGGAUGAAGAAACAAAUAAUGAUGAUGAAUUAAAACAUGUUCUUAAUCUACAUCAAUUAUUGGAAACAUGUAAUUUUGAAGAAUUUUGGACCGUAUUACGUACUGAACCAGCUGUUUAUUUGAAUAUAACCGGUUUCGAGGAUUCAAUUCGAAAAUUUAUCUGUUAUGUUGUAAAAAUUACCUAUCAAACAAUGCGAAAAGAUUUAUUGGGUAAAAUAUUGGGUGGUUUGGAUGAAACCCAGUUGAAAUAUUGGAUCAAAAUAAAUGAAUGGGAAGAAAAAGAAUCGGAAUUUGUUUUCAUUUCAAAUCAAGAAGAAUUGAUUAAAUCAAAAAAUAUUAAAGAAAAAAUUGAAUUUGAUAAUGUUGCACGAGUAGUAGCCGCUUAUGCUAAACAAUAAAGAAUUGUAUUCUUUUUUCUUUUAAUAAUCAUUAAUAUUUUUCAAAUUAAACAAUGAAAUAAAUGAAUUUUUUUUU